This is a messenger RNA of Camellia sinensis, 1393 nucleotides long. The record is from RefSeq and is a predicted model, not a curated record. NCBI's taxonomy places the organism in Eukaryota, Viridiplantae, Streptophyta, Magnoliopsida, Ericales, Theaceae.
UGCUCAACUUACUUUGCAAUUUAAGAAAUGUUGAUCAUGAAACAUUUCAUCUCCCACACACACGCGUACACACACACUGAGAGAGAGAGAGUGUUAAGGAAAUGUGGAAUGGAAAUGUGAAUACUUUCCAUUUGAUGCCCCAAUUUUAUAUGAAAAAAAGAAACUACCAAAACAAGAAUAUGGAAAAAAAUGAACUCCCGCUCACGAUAAAAGCCACUCACUACAUCUCUACAUCUCUACCGCAAUCUCUACAACUCUGUCUUCCUUCUGUCUUUUUUCCCAACCAAGAAUUACAAUGGAUCAGCAACCACAAUCCAUUAUUAAAAAACCCUCAAAGUUUUCCCGGUUUCUGCGAUCGAUUUUUGGCAGCUGCGGCGGGAAGUCGGUGGAGAAGACAUUAGUUGAGGAUGAAAAAGAUGGGAAUAGAGAUUAUUCUUUUUCUUUUUCUUCCUCCGGCUCGGACUCGGAUUCAGCUUAUUCUUCAAAGGAAAAGGGCAGUAAAAAUGGAAAAUUGCAAAAUGAGUUUCAGAAGGUGACAGAUGACAUUAAGGAAGAACUUCAAGUGGCUGACUUGAAAAGGAAGUUGACAGAAACUACUGAAGAGCUUUUAGAAAUUCAUCCCCGUGAACUCAAGUUCAUAUUUGAAUUGAAGAAGCAGUCAACGUGCUCUGUUCGACUCUUCAAUAAGUCCAACAACCAUGUUGCGUUUAAGGUUAAAACUACAUCUCCAAAAAAAAAAUAUUCCGUGCGACCGAACAUUGGCAUUAUUAAGCCAAAAUCAACUUGUGAAUUCACCGUUAAGAUGCAAGCACAAAGGGUGGCUCCUCCUGACAUGAUAUGCAAAGACCAGUUUUUAGUUCAGAGCACAGUUGUUCCUGCAGGGACCAGUGAUGAUGAUAUUACUCCUAGCAUUUUUGCCAAAGAUGAUGUCAGAUACGUUGAAGAGAACAAGCUGAAAGUGGUCCUUGUCAGUCCCCCCAAUUCUCCGGUACUUUCACCAAUCAAUAGAACAUUGAAACAGGUGCCGGCUUAUGAACCUUCAAUACUGAAAGAUCAAGUGCUGAGGAAAGUCGAAAGCCUUACCCAACGUCACACAGUUACUGAGGAUGUGGAGUCCAAAGUGGAAAAUAGUGAGGAGGCAAAUUCAGCAAAGAAUUUAGAGUAUAAAACAAGGAAGGAUGCGGAUGAGCCUCUAAUGAAUGUCGGGUAUAAAACAAGGAAGGAAGUGGAUGAGCCAACAACAGAUGUAGAGCAUAAAACAAGGAUGGAUGUGGAUGAGCCAACAACAGAUGUAGAACAUAAAACAAUGAAUGAUAUGGAGGAGCUGAAGUUGGUUAAAGAUGUUUCGGAAAUGAAGUCAAAACUAAAUGGACUUGAAUCAAAACUAAGUGAG